AUCUGCAGAAAAAGUCCUAAUCUUUGCGGCCAGUGAAUUUCUUUAUAAGUUGUUUGUAGUGUUUUAGAAUGAAUUUAGCUAGCAACAUGUAUUCUCUAAUUUGCUUGAAAUUAUAAUGGGAGAAAAUUACACAAUAAAAUAUUAGAAAAAUAAAAUUGACCAACAAAGUCCGUAAGGCCUAACUCAACUAGCAAUACUUAUAUUGUUGAGCUGAAAACUUUCACCUGAGUUUGAACGCGAGACUUUGCAGUUGUGUGUGUAAUUUUCAGUGGUGUUUAUCGCUUCGUCUACCACAAGAAGAAUGAAAAACAGAAAUGAACCUCCAUUGGUGAAAACUUUCACUUGAGUUUGAACGCGAAACUUCGCAGUUGUGUGUGUAAUUUUCAGUGUUUAUCACUUCGUCUACGACAAAAAGAAUGAAAAACAGAAAUGAAGCUCCAUUGGUCAAUCAAGUUAUCAAAUGCAAGACAAGAGCCAGGUCAAAGUCUUCCUUUUCCCAAACUAUACUCCAGCACCACUCUAAGGUCAAUUUCCACAAAAAGAAAAACCAAAACACACGACUCUACAAAUACCAGUCCCAUUGAAAUGUCAUCAAACAAAUAUGUACCACAACUUUCACAAAUCAAACCAAAACAAACGGCAAUACAACUACAAAUGUAUCCAACAGCAAUAACAUUCACACAAAUCCCAGUGAAACAACAUCAUUCAAACAAACAUGUACCACAAAUCCCACUUUCUAUUCUUAACUUUUCUUCUCUUCACCGCUGCGAUGACCACCGCCGCGACAGCCGUCAACCCCGGUUGCACUCUCUAUGCCUCCAACACCAACCAAUCAUGGUCCUCCACAAGUUCCACUUUCUCUUUACGUUUUGUCCCUGUCGACCCACCAACCUCUCCUCCUUCCUUCCUCGCCGCCAUUGUGUACUCUGGUGGAGCUCCUGUUGUCUGGACAGCAGGUAACUCCACCGCUGUCGACUCCAGUGGUUCCUUCCAGUUUCUUACCAACGGCAACCUUCGUCUCAUUAACGGUUCUGGCGCCACCGUCUGGGACUCUGGGACUGCUAAUAUGGGUGCAACAUCAGCCACUGUUGAAGACAGUGGUAAAUUGGCGAUUUUGAACGGAACAAAGGAAGUUUGGUCGAGCUUUGAUCAUCUUACAGAUACCCUUUUGCCUUCUCAGAAUUUUACUGUUGGUAAGAUUUUGAAAUCUGGUGAUUAUAGUUUUAGUCUUGGAAAGAAUGGUAAUUUGAAUUUGAUUUGGAAUGAUAGUAUAACUUUUUGGACUCAUGGUUUGAAUUCUUCUGUGAAUGUGAGUUUGAGUAAUCCUGUUUUAGGGUUAACAUCCAUUGGAAUUUUGCAACUUUCUGAUGUGAAAUUGAGUACCCCUGUUAUUGUUGCUUAUAGUAGUGACUACGAUAAUGUAGGGAGUGGUGUGAGCGAUGUUCUUAGGGUCUUGAAAUUAGAUAGGGAUGGGAAUUUGAGGAUUUAUAACACUUCUAGGGGUAGUGGAAAUCCGGUUGCGAGAUGGGCGGCCGUUCAGGACCAGUGUAAGGUUUAUGCUUUUUGCGGAAACUAUGGUAUUUGCAGUUAUAAUGAUACGAACCCUAUUUGUGGUUGUCCUUCGGAGAAUUUCGAGAUGAUUGAUGGUAUUAGAAAAGGGUGUAGGAGGAAAGUGGAUCUUGAUAGUUGUCAAGGGAAUGAAACUAUGUUGACAUUGGAUCAUACGCAGUUAUUAACUUAUUACCCUGAGACUGAUUCGUCGCUUCUCAUUGGUUUCACGGCGUGUAGAGGAAAUUGUCUCUCAGGUUCGCGUGCUUGUUUUGCUUCUACUUCGUUGUUGGAUGGAAGUGGACAUUGUUAUUUGAAGUCGGUAGAUUUUUUCAGUGGAUAUUAUAGUCCAACGUUACCUAGUAUUUCGUAUGUCAAGGUUUGUUCGCCGUUGGCUCCAAAUCCACCACCCUCUUUGGGGGAGACGGUGAAGGAAAAGAGUUCGAGUGUACCUGCUUGGGUUAUUGUGGUUAUUAUUCUGGGAACCCUUUUAGUUGGGAUUGCUAUUGAAAGCGGAUUAUGGAUUUGGUGCUGUAGAAAUACUGCAAGGUUUGGUGUAUUGUCGGCUCGGUAUGCACUUCUAGAAUACGCUUCAGGUGCGCCGAUUCAGUUCACAUACAAGGAACUUCAGCGCUCGACAAAAGGGUUCAAGGAGAAGCUCGGAGCUGGUGGAUUUGGUGCUGUGUAUCGAGGAAUUCUUGUUAACAAAACUGUUGUUGCGGUGAAACAGCUUGAGGGAAUUGAGCAAGGGGAGAAACAGUUUAGAAUGGAAGUUGCAACGAUAAGCAGUACUCAUCAUCUUAAUUUGGUGAGACUUAUAGGUUUUUGCUCGGAAGGACGCCGCAGGCUUUUAGUCUAUGAGUUCAUGAAAAAUAGUUCCUUGGAUAAUUUUUUAUUCCCGGAAGAAGAGCAACUGGGAAAACUGUUGAAUUGGGAGUAUCGGUACAAUAUAGCGCUCGGCACUGCAAAAGGAAUCACAUACCUGCACGAGGAGUGUCGCGACUGCAUAGUCCACUGUGAUAUCAAACCUGAAAACAUUCUCUUGGACGAGAAUUACGUCGCUAAAGUAUCGGAUUUCGGUCUGGCAAAGCUCGUUAAUCCGAAGGAACAUAGACACAGAACGUUGACAAGCGUACGAGGAACAAGAGGAUAUUUAGCCCCUGAAUGGAUUGCAAAUCUUCCUAUAACAUCGAAAUCUGAUGUUUACAGCUACGGCAUGGUUUUGUUAGAGAUUGUGAGCGGAAAGAGGAACUUUAAUGUCUCCGACGAAACAGAUAGGAAGAAAUUCUCAAUUUGGGCCUAUGAAGAGUUUGAGAAAGGUAACAUCAAAGGAAUUUUGGAUAAAAGACUGGCCGAUAUGGAAGUUGAUAUGGAGCAAGUUAUGAGAGCGAUUCAGGUAUGCUUUUGGUGCAUCCAAGAGCAACCAUCUCAAAGACCGGUGAUGAGCAAAGUCGUUCAAAUGCUAGAAGGUGUAAAAGAAAUUGAGAAACCACCUUCUCUAAAAUUAGUCAUUGAAGGACCUGUUAGCGAAACCAGCAUCUACAUUAGUAGCAAUGUUAGUGCAUUUUCCACAAUUGGAGCCUCACCAAAUGUUCCUUCAUCACCAUCAAUCCAGAUUAGUGGUGUUUCAUACUUCGCCUCGGGACGAAACCCUGAGAAGGCAACUUCAUCCCUCUUGCAAUCAAAUCAAUGAAUUUGGAUUCCCUACGGUCGCCAAAAUUCCGCAUUUAUGCAGAUGCAGUCACAGCAUAAAACAAAAACCGCUUGAAAUAUGCACCAUCCGAUAUUGAUCCAUUUAUCCAAUGGUUACCAAUGUGGCCACCACUGCGUGAAUGCGGAUUUUGGCAAUUGCAGGGAAUCUGGAUUCCUGAUUAUUGAUAGAAACUACAUUCAUUUUUUAAAACAAUUAUUUACUGCAAACCAAGUGUAAUUACCAUCAAGAGCAAGUCAUCAUUGUGGCCUAUAAAUUCCUUUAUAUUAGAUUAAAGUUCAUGUUUGUAUUGUUUUAGAAUGAACUACCUAGAAACAUACUCUACUAAUUGAAAUUCUGA
This is a messenger RNA of Medicago truncatula (barrel medic), 3599 nucleotides long. RefSeq names its product G-type lectin S-receptor-like serine/threonine-protein kinase At1g34300. The transcript has a single exon. The record is from RefSeq and is a predicted model, not a curated record. Gene Ontology annotation, biological process: recognition of pollen; protein phosphorylation. The coding region runs from base 716 to 3241 and encodes 841 amino acids. Gene Ontology annotation, molecular function: ATP binding; protein serine/threonine kinase activity. Lineage: Eukaryota; Viridiplantae; Streptophyta; Magnoliopsida; Fabales; Fabaceae.